Messenger RNA from Penicillium atrosanguineum, 1662 nucleotides. Its product is annotated as MDR family MFS transporter. NCBI's taxonomy places the organism in Eukaryota, Fungi, Ascomycota, Eurotiomycetes, Eurotiales, Aspergillaceae. Gene Ontology annotation, cellular component: fungal-type vacuole membrane. The record is from RefSeq and is a predicted model, not a curated record. The transcript has 6 exons. Bases 1 to 1662 code for a protein of 553 amino acids. Gene Ontology annotation, molecular function: basic amino acid transmembrane transporter activity. Gene Ontology annotation, biological process: transmembrane transport; basic amino acid transport.
AUGGCCACGCAUCACCGUACUGAGCAUACGACCUCUGCCAAUUUUGUGCAGACUAGUAUAGAACGAGCGGAAGAAGCAACAAUGAUUUUACCAAACGAGGAAGAGCCUCUUCUGCAGUCAGAUGCAGUCGCGACCUGGAAACCACCCCCUGCCUUUUUAUGGAUUGAGCUUGCGAUCAUGUUGAAUGUCUUUCUUGGUGGCUUCGACGGCACAAUUACAGCAUCAACGUAUGCCGUCAUUAGUUCCGAGUUCAACGCUGCCAACACCGCCUCCUGGUUGACCACCUCUUAUUUGAUCACGAGCACCGCAUUCCAACCGCUGUAUGGGCGAUUCUCGGACAUUUUCGGCCGACGCUUGUGCUUCUUCACCGCGACUGUAUCGUUCAUGGCUGGUUGCUUAGGAUGCGCCGUCGCGAAGGAUAUCGUUUUUCUUAACAUCAUGCGUGCGUUGACUGGUAUUGGAGGUGGUGGUUUGAUGACAAUGGCAACGAUCGUCAACUCGGAUCUUAUUCCAUUUCGCCAACGUGGCAUGUAUCAGGCCCUUCAGAAUGGCUCAAACGGCUUUGGCGCUAUCUGUGGUGCCUCUUUUGGAGGUGCGAUCGUCGACACGAUUGGAUGGCGAUGGUGUUUCUUGUUGCAAGUGCCUGUGUCACUGAUGGCUCUGGUUCUCGGCUAUUUCGUUUUGAAGUUCCCGACAAAGGAGAGUGACUCUAGCAGCCAGCAGACUAGAGGAAUCUGGCACCAGAUUGAUGUAUCGGGAGCGUUACUUCUUGUGUUGGCUUUGUCAAGCCAGCUGGUCGGACUGAGUUUGGGUGGUAACGAGCUGUCCUGGACAAACGGCUGGGUAAUCUCGUCACUAGUUGCCAGUGUCAUAUUCCUUGCGGGCUUUGUGGCUGUCGAGGCAAAGACCACAGCUGCUCCUCUCAUCCCGCUCAAGAUGCUUCACGGGCUACUUCCAGUGUCGACACAAAUUGCCAAUGUGUGUGUUGGAAUGGCCGCCUACGCGUUCCUCUUCACGAUUCCCCUCCUAUUCCAAGUCAUUUUGCUUGAAAGCCCGACAAAAGCUGGCGCUCGCCUGGCGAUCCCCUCUCUCGCCACACCGCUUGGCGGAUUACUUUCAGGAGUUGUAAUGUCGCGUUGGGGAAAAUUAUCCUACCUUGUGCGCACAGGUGCUAGCUUGAUGUUCAUUGGUAACGUGCUGGUGAUGCUUUUGCGUUUCAAUGACUCGGGCUGGAAGUACUUUGUCUAUAUCAUUCCCGCCAAUCUGGGACAAGGAAUAGUCUAUCCAGGCAUUCUUUUUACGUUUCUUGCCGCCUUCGACCAUGCCGAUCACGCCGUCUCUGCUUCGACCGUGUACCUCAUCCGCUCCCUCGGGAACGUUUACGGUGUCGCCGUCACCUCAGCAAUCGUUCAAAAUACAUUGCGCUCAGGCCUCGCUGAGGCCUUGAGUGGACUACCAGACAAAUGGAAAGUGAUCGAUGAAAUCCGUCAUUCAGUUUCAGCUGUCCGUGAUUUGCCUCCUGACGUGCAGCUGGCCGUUCGGCUGGUUUACCACCGUGGUAUUCAGCUCUCUUUCGGCGCAUCAGCCUCAUUUGGGCUCAUUGCAAGCAUUGCAGCCCUUUUCACUCGCGGAAAAGGACUAGAACGUGCUGAUGGGGCUUAG